GGUCUGCUUUCUCUCUCUCAGAUCAAUAAUGGAGUUAAAGCUCUUAAAGUCAGUAACUCCUUCCGUUUCUACGCCCGUUUCUUCUCCCAACACCCUUUUCGUCACCCGGGUUUGGUCGAAUUCCAACUUCAGAUUUGCCCGAUCAAGGUCACCGAGAAAACUUAUUCUCUCUGUCCAAGCUUCUGCAUCUUCUAAUACCAGAUUAGAGAAUAAGAACAGAGUGGAUGAGAGUGAAAGCUUUACCCUGGACGGUAUAAGAAGUUCUUUGAUGCGCCAAGAAGAUAGCAUAAUAUUUAGCCUGUUGGAGAGGGCUCAGUAUUGUUACAACGCUAACACAUAUGAUCAGAAUGCAUUCUCCAAGAAGGGGUUCCAAGGUUCAUUGGUUGAGUUCAUGGUCAGGGAAACUGAACAGCUUCAUGCAUUGGUUGGUAGAUACCAGAGCCCAGAUGAACAUCCUUUCUAUCCAGCAGACUUACCAAAGCCAAUGUUACCACCUCUGAAAUAUCCACAGGUUUUGCAGCCGAUUGCAGAUUCCAUCAAUAUAAACAAGAAGAUCUGGGAUAUGUAUUUCAAUGACCUCCUUCCAAGAUUGGUUAACAAAGGUGAUGAUGGUAAUUGUGGAUCCUCUGCUGUUUGUGACACCGGUUGUCUCCAGCUACUCUCAAAGCGAAUCCAUUAUGGCAAAUUUGUAGCGGAGGCAAAGUUUCAAGCCGCCUCUAUUGUCUAUGAAGAUGCCAUUAGAGCACAAGACAGAGACCAAUUGUUGGCUUUGCUAACCUAUGAGACUGUGGAAGCUGUAGUCAAGGAUAGAGUUGAGAUGAAAGCUAGAAUAUAUGGGCAGGAGAUAAGAGUCAAUGGAAAGAUAAGAGUCAAUGUAGAUGAUCAAUUGUACAAAAUCGAGCCAAGUAUUGUUGCAGAUCUCUAUGGAGACUGGAUCAUGCCGUUGACUAAGGAAGUUCAGGUCGAAUACUUAUUGAGAAGGUUGGAUUGAAUUAGACAUUAUACGUUUCCUGUUGAGAUCUACAUGAGGUUGGGGAAAGAAAAUAUUGAA
Messenger RNA from Telopea speciosissima, 1051 nucleotides. RefSeq names its product chorismate mutase 1, chloroplastic. Bases 29 to 991 code for a protein of 320 amino acids. Gene Ontology annotation, biological process: aromatic amino acid biosynthetic process; chorismate metabolic process. The transcript has 6 exons. Gene Ontology annotation, molecular function: chorismate mutase activity. The record is from RefSeq and is a predicted model, not a curated record. Gene Ontology annotation, cellular component: cytoplasm. NCBI's taxonomy places the organism in Eukaryota, Viridiplantae, Streptophyta, Magnoliopsida, Proteales, Proteaceae.